GUGCCCCAGACUUUCCGGGAAGUUAAACGGGACAUGCGCUGUUAGUUUUUCCUCAGCUACUGUUAUACACAAAGCUUCAGUGUCAACCACAGUGUUGAUUAGUCUGUGGUCAAAUUAUAGUUACUACCUUUUCAGUAUGUGUGAUGCGUAUUAUCAACCGGAAUGUGUUAUAGACGGAGAUUGUAAUCAAUUCACGCAACUACAAAGUAUUUACGAUAGCAAUCCUCAAGAGGUCCAGACAGUUCUUGAUUCCCCUCCAACAUGUGCAAGCCACGCAGAGUCCUAUCCUAUUCAGUAUUCGGGACAAUACUACGACAACACACACCAGACGUUGCACAACCUGCAUUGGAACCAAGCACCACCAGUGAGAUGCCAGGAACAAGUAAACAACUUUAGCAGCCAUCAGCAUGUGACGCAACCUGAGAGCCAAGUUUCAUAUAUUUCUUCAACGUCAUCGCCAGGUGAACACCGAUCGUCGAAAGUUCGAGGUUUCUUUUAUACCUCCGAGGUCGAGAUUCGUAAAAAAGAAAGAACUUCAUUUACUCACGACCAAGUCCGUCAACUAGAAGCAGAUUUCAUGGAGAAUCAUUACCUUACAAGACUUCGACGAUAUGAGCUUGCGCUUAAACUGAACUUAACAGAACGACAGAUAAAAGUCUGGUUUCAAAACAGACGGAUGAAACUAAAGCGUGAAAAGACUUGAAACUGCAGAUUCUAGGAAAUGUGUUUCUGCUUCUGUCUUGCAGGCAAUCUGCAUAUGUGUUUCAUUAUGUCUUAUUAUGUAUAUAGCUGAACCUAUACGUGUAUGCACGCUUCCAAGGUAUAUAUACCAAACAAUACAAACUACACUUGAA
Molecule: messenger RNA, 854 nt
Organism: Ciona intestinalis (vase tunicate)
Lineage: Eukaryota; Metazoa; Chordata; Ascidiacea; Phlebobranchia; Cionidae
Source: RefSeq, a predicted model, not a curated record